Haemonchus placei is the source of this 1071-nucleotide messenger RNA. The record is from the annotation of a GenBank genome assembly. NCBI's taxonomy places the organism in Eukaryota, Metazoa, Nematoda, Chromadorea, Rhabditida, Trichostrongylidae.
AUGCGUGAGGUGAUUUCCAUUCACAUCGGCCAGGCUGGAGUACAGAUUGGUAAUGCUUGCUGGGAGCUGUACUGUCUAGAACAUGGAAUCCAGCCUGAUGGCCAAAUGCCGUCAGAUAAAUCGCUCGGAGGUUGCGAUGACUCGUUCUCGACGUUCUUCUCCGAGACCGGCAGUGGUCGCCAUGUCCCACGAGCGGUGAUGAUCGAUCUUGAACCCACCGUCAUCGAUGAGAUUCGCACCGGGACCUACCGAUCACUGUUCCAUCCAGAACAACUCAUCACCGGCAAAGAAGACGCCGCAAACAACUAUGCUCGAGGACACUAUACCAUCGGAAAGGAGAUCAUCGACCUCACAUUGGAUCGUAUCCGGCGUCUAGCUGACAACUGCACCGGACUCCAGGGUUUCCUUGUGUUCCAUUCGUUCGGUGGCGGUACUGGCUCUGGAUUCACAUCACUUCUCAUGGAAAGGCUCUCAGUUGAUUAUGGAAAAAAGGCAAAGCUCGAAUUCUCCGUCUACCCAGCUCCACAGGUGUCGACAGCCGUUGUCGAGCCAUACAACUCAAUUCUGACUACACAUACCACACUCGAGCACUCGGAUUGCUCAUUUAUGGUCGAUAAUGAGAUGGUAAAAUGCGAUCCACGACAUGGGAAAUAUAUGGCCGUAUGCCUAUUGUUCCGUGGUGACGUGGUACCAAAAGAUGUUAACGCUGCCAUUGCCACUAUCAAGACGAAACGCUCGAUUCAAUUCGUCGACUGGUGUCCCACUGGUUUCAAGGUCGGAAUCAAUUAUCAACCACCGACGGUUGUGCCAGGUGGCGAUCUUGCCAAGGUACCACGUGCUGUCUGCAUGCUGUCAAACACGACGGCCAUCGCCGAAGCUUGGGCUAGACUCGAUCACAAAUUCGAUUUAAUGUAUGCCAAAAGGGCAUUCGUGCAUUGGUACGUAGGUGAAGGUAUGGAAGAAGGAGAGUUUUCGGAAGCACGUGAAGAUCUAGCAGCUUUGGAAAAAGACUAUGAAGAGGUUGGCGUCGACUCCCUCGAAGACAAUGGUGAAGAAGGCGAUGAGUAUUAA